AUGGUCACGGCCACGCCACGAUGCGGGAGUUUGGUGUGUUUAGACUUCAAGCCACCAUUUCGCCCGCUGAGAGAGCCUGAGUUCUGCGUAAUGUACAAGGACUUCGGCUGCUGUGACUACCAAAAAGAUCAGGAGCUGAUGGGAAAAUAUUACAGAAUCAUGAAUCACUUGGAUUACGAUGGUUUCGCCUCUUGUGCAGGCUUCGUGCAGGAGUUGCUUUGUCAGGAAUGCUCUCCGUACGCUGCCCACCUCUUUGACGCAGAGGACCCCAGCACCCCGGUGCGUACCAUCCCAGGCCUCUGUCCUGACUACUGUUCCCAGUUUUGGAACAGAUGCAACGCCACCAUCCCGCACCUCUCAGAUGACCCACACAUAAGCAAAAUUAAUGGAGACCAAAGGCGCCUUUGCCGAUAUCUCGAAUUGGAGGACACAGACUAUUGCUACCCGCACCUCCUCAGCAGCUCACAACUCAGCCAGAACCUCGGUCAUGUGAAAUACGAUUCAGAUGGCUGUUUGCAAAUUUGCCUUGAAGAAGUGGCCAACGGUUUGAGGAAUCCGCUGGCCAUGGUUCACGCGAAUGAUGGAACGCACCGCUUUUUUGUGGCUGAGCAAGUGGGGGUGGUGUGGGUAUACCUUCCUGAUAGAUCCAAGUUGGAGAAGCCAUUUUUGAACAUUAGCAAAUCAGUGCUGACAUCGUCUUGGGAGGGUGAUGAGAGAGGGUUCCUUGGGCUGACGUUUCACCCCAGGCACAAGCACAAUGGGAAGUUGUAUGUGUAUUACUCAAUAGAAGUGGGAUUUGAUGAGCGGAUACGGAUUAGUGAGUUUCGUGUUUCGCCGCAUGAUAUGAAUACAGUGGACCAUCGCUCUGAGAGAGUUAUUCUGGAAAUAGACGAACCAGCUUCCAAUCACAACGGGGGUCAACUCUUGUUUGCAGAAGAUGGAUACCUGUACAUUUUCACAGGGGACGGAGGAAUGGCAGGAGACCCUUUCGGGAAAUUUGGAAAUGCACAAAACAAGUCUGCUCUGUUAGGCAAGGUCCUGCGCAUUGACGUGGACCACAACGACAAAGGGCCGUUGUACAGGAUCCCUCCCGAUAACCCCUUUGUGCAGGAGAGAGGGGCGCGGCCAGAGGUCUUUGCUUUCGGGGUUCGCAACAUGUGGAGGUGCUCUGUGGACAGGGGGGAUCCUCACACCAGAGAGGGGAGGGGACGGAUCUUCUGUGGAGACGUGGGACAAAACAAAUAUGAAGAAGUGGACAUCAUCGAGAAGGGACGGAACUACGGUUGGAGGGCGAAAGAGGGGUUCUCCUGCUACGACAAGAAGCUGUGCCACAACUCUACACUAGAUGACGUCUUGCCCAUCUACGCAUACCCACACAAACAGGGGAAGUCGGUGACCGGAGGAUACGUGUACAGAGGCUGUGAAUAUCCAAACCUCAACGGCAUGUACAUCUUUGGAGACUUCAUGAGUGGGCGUCUGAUGAGUCUGCGUGAGGACCGGAGGAGUGGACAGUGGCAUUAUAACGAGGUCUGCAUGGGCCUGGGUCUGACCUGUGCCUUUCCUGGACUCAUCAACAACUACCAUCAGUACAUCAUCUCCUUUGCAGAGGACGAAGCCGGCGAGCUAUACUUCAUGUCCACUGGGAUACCAAGCGCCACUUCACCGACUGGAGUUGUGUACAAAAUCGUCGACCCGUCGCGACGAGCUCCGCCAAGACAUUGCCACUAUGAGCCUCUUCCAGUCAAAGUCAAAAGCAACGUCAUCAACUUUGUCCCGCAAGAAGUGCCAAUUGGUAUUGAUCUAUUAACUAAAAACAAGCCUGAAGCAAAGCCCACAAAGCCUUACGACUGGCUGCAGGAGCUCAUCGACCAAAUGGGUGAACUCGGCGGGGACUCCACAACUCCACUGCCUACGACAACUUCCACUAAACAACCAAAAACCACCAGGAGAAAACCUAAACGCAAGAAGAGCAAGCCAGUUGUUCUGGACGGAGCGGUGAGACUGGCGGGGGAGCAAGAUGGCCGCAUAGACCAGGGCAGAGUGGAAGUUUUUGUGAAUGGACAGUGGGGGACCGUGUGCGAUGAUCUUUGGACUAUUAGUAAUGCAGCGGUGGUCUGUAGACAGCUGGGGUACAGGCACGCCCUCAAAGCAGCUAAGAACUCAGAGUUUGGGGAGGGUAGACAUUUUCCUAUUGUCCUGGAUGAUGUGCAGUGCGAGGGGACGGAGGCCACGCUGCUGGACUGUAAACACGCCGGAUUGGAGAAGCAUAACUGUGCACACUAUGAAGACGCUGGGGUGGUGUGUGGUCAGAGCCAAGAUCAGGUGCAGGUGUAA
Messenger RNA from Knipowitschia caucasica, 2334 nucleotides. Lineage: Eukaryota; Metazoa; Chordata; Actinopteri; Gobiiformes; Gobiidae. The record is from the annotation of a GenBank genome assembly.